Molecule: messenger RNA, 4780 nt
Organism: Amphiprion ocellaris (clown anemonefish)
Lineage: Eukaryota; Metazoa; Chordata; Actinopteri; Pomacentridae
Product: anion exchange protein 2-like
Exons: 21
Coding region: 1412-4687 (1091 amino acids)
Biological process (GO): regulation of intracellular pH; monoatomic anion transport; bicarbonate transport
Cellular component (GO): plasma membrane; basolateral plasma membrane; apical plasma membrane
Molecular function (GO): solute:inorganic anion antiporter activity; monoatomic anion transmembrane transporter activity
Source: RefSeq, a predicted model, not a curated record
AGGAUCUUCUCCUGAAUGUUCUCCUGGAUGUUCUCCUGGAUGUUUUCCUGGAUGUUCUCCAGGAUGUUCUCCCAGAUGUUCUCCUAUUCUCCAGGAUGUUCUCCCGGAUGUUCUCCAGGAUGUUUAACAGUUUUUUUACGGUGUAGAUCAGCUGACAGUAAACUUCUGGCCUACAGAGCAGAACAAAGCCCAGUUUUAGCUGCAGGACUACUGGAGAACUGCGCUGCUGCUAGAACGGGAGGACGUGUUUAAAUAUGACAUCAUACAGUCUCUGUGCUCCUAUUGGUUAGUGAAGCUCAGGUGUGAGGAAAUGAGAAUGUAAAAAUAACAGUUUGUUUACAGGAAGUGAAUGACAGAGCAGAAGUGACCUAAAUAAAAAGUAAAAGUAAAAAAAUAAGAAAACAAUAAUAAUAAUAAAUAACAGUCAGACUACUGAAGGACACUGAGGCCCACUAGUGGAGAAUUACACAGCAGCAGAAAACACAGAAGCAACCAACAGAAGGUCCGACCAGGCAGCAGAGAAUAACACGUCAAUAGAGAACAUGAUCUACAGAGCUAGGAUCCACUGGUGAGAGGAACCAGGAACUACCAGAACGGUUCUAUCAGAAUAAACUCACGAAAUAAGUUAGGAAGUAUCAGGAACUGCUCUACCUGAAAAUCAGCUGGCAUUAAACCAGGAAAAGCACAAACUAAACCAACCAAUCAGACGACUGAGACAGCUGCAAUAACCAGAGCUGCAGUCCGGCUCUGGAGGAACGUCGCUGACAGGAAGAGAGAACUGGAGGUCCAGGGAGAGGCAGGAGCAGGUGGAGACCAGACUGGAAAGACCAGAACGAGAACUAUCCAGGAACUACAAGAACCAGGAGAGCUGGACAGAACAGAGACUAACUGGUGGUUGUGGACGGUCCGGGUAGAAACUGCAGCCGGCAUUUACGGUUGGAGAACGGUGAUUGUUCAACAGAAGGACCCUCAGUGUCUCCAUCAGGUUCCACACAUGAACGGGUGAGAUCUGUCAGAACUGAACCUACAGUGAACCAGAGAGGAGGUCUGAUCUGCAGCUGUGAAAGCAGCAGACACGUUACUGAACCUGGAAGAACCUGGAAGAACCUCCACCUGUAGAACGUCUCACAUUCCACAUGCAGGGAACCCAGGAGGUUCUGUUAGAUCUCUGAUGCGUUACCAGAUUAGAAUGUGCCCAGACUUUAGGGAUGUUCUCCACAGAAACCAUCUACUGGGUCCAUCAGGAAUCAUGGAACCGUUCUGAAGAACUUUGACUCGUUUUUAACGAGAAGCAAACGGCUGGUUCUAGAUUUCAUAUGAACUGAGUUUGGAAGCUGCAGAUCCAUGUCUGACCUUCUGUGUUUGGUUCUCCAGGUUCUGCUGCCUGAACUCCUGCUGAACAUCAGACCUCAUGAGCCUCCACCAGAACUCGGCUCCUUGCUGCCUCAGUGAUGAAGAAGACGAAGAUCUCAACAAAGCGUUUGAUGUUCCAGGUUUCCAGCAGAUCCUUCAUCCUGCAGCUCGCAGCCCUCCGGAGAAACAUCGGGUUCUGGAUGAGCAGGACAUCGAAGAGCACCGUCACUCCUCCCUCCACGUCCAUCAUCCUCUUUCCAAGCCGCUUGCCGACAGCAGGAGGAAAAGAACCAAUGAGGGGAGGAGGGAGGACAGGGGAGGCUCCGCCCCCAACGCCACAGCCACCAUAGAAGAAGACGAGGAGGAGGCGUUCGCUGACGGAGAGGAGGGCUGGACCUCCAGUGACACGCCCACCUUCUCAUCCAGUCACGUCGGCCUCUCACCUGGUCACACCGUGACGACAACCGUUCCCCCUGACGAUGCCGACGAGGAUGAGACUCUGGCGUCAGUCGACCUGGAUGGCAUCAAGAGUCACAGAUUGGAUGAUGUUCCUGCGGUUCGACGUCACCUGGUGAGGCGGAGCUCCAGAGGCCCGACUGUUCACGUCAGCAAAGAUCAGCUGAGCAGUUGGACGAACCAACACCUGCAGCCGGACCGAACACCUCACGAGGUGUUCGUGGAGCUGAACGAGCUGGUGAUCGACCGGAACCAGGAGCUGCAGUGGAGGGAGACGGCCCGCUGGAUCAAAUUUGAGGAGGAGGUGGACGAGGAGACGGAGCGCUGGGGACGGCCUCACAUCGCAUCGCUGUCCUUCCGCUCACUGCUGGAGCUCCGCAAAACCAUCUCCCACGGUGCCGUGCUGCUGGACCUGAAGCAGACGACUCUGCCGGGCAUCGCUCAGCAGGUGGUGGAGCAGAUGGUGAUCUCCGACCAGAUCAGAGCUGCAGACCGAGCCAACGUGCUGAGAGCGCUGCUGCUGCGACACAGCCACCCCAGCGAUGAGAAGGACCACAGUUCCUUCAGCAGGAACAUCUCUGCUGCCAACAUGGCUGCCCUGAUGGACAGACACAACGGCCAAUCAGAGCCCUGCAGCUACUCAGCCAAUGACAGAGAGGCUGACGGAGACAGCGGCAAGAAAGAUCCUCCACCAUUCUGCCACUCCAGAUCCAAACAUGAAGUGAAGCUGAUGGAGAAGAUUCCAGAGAGAGCCGAGGCCACCGUUGUUCUCGUAGGCAGCGUGGACUUCCUGGACCAGCCCUCCAUGGCGUUCGUUCGGCUGCAGGAGGCGGUUCUGCUGGAGUCCGUGUUGGAGGUUCCCAUCCCUGUGAGGUUCCUGUUCCUCCUGUUGGGUCCGCCCACCGCCAACAUGGACUACCACCAGAUCGGACGCUCCAUCUCCACGCUCAUGUCAGACAAGCUCUUCCAUGAGGCGGCCUACGAAGCCGACGGCCGCCACGACCUGCUCACUGCCAUCAACCGCUUCCUGGACUGCAGCGUGGUGCUGCCGCCGUCAGAGGUGGGCGGAGACCAGCUACUGCACUCGGUGGCUCAGUUCCAGAGAGAAAUCCUGAGGAAGAGGGAGGAGGAGCAGAGCGGCAAGCUGCAGGAGAAGAAGAGCAGCACUCAGCAGGAUCCAGAUCCUCUCGUUCCUUCCAAAUCGGCUGACGAGCCUCUGAGGCGUUCAGGUCGUCUGUUCGGAGGUCUGAUCAGGGACGUGAUGCGGCGCUACCCUCAGUACCUCAGCGACAUCCGGGACGCCCUCAACCCUCAGUGCAUGGCCGCCAUCAUCUUCAUCUACUUCGCUGCGCUGUCGCCUGCCAUCACCUUCGGAGGACUGCUGGGUGAGAAGACGGAGGGUCUGAUUGGUGUGUCGGAGCUGAUUGUUGCCACGGCGAUGCAGGGCAUCGUGUUCAGUGUGUUGGGAGCUCAGCCUCUGCUGGUGAUCGGCUUCUCAGGACCACUGCUGGUGUUUGAAGAGGCCUUCUACACCUUCUGUAAAGACAAUGGCAUCGAGUAUCUGACGGGUCGGGUUUGGAUCGGCUUCUGGCUGCUGCUCAUCGUUGUCCUGACCGUCGCCUUUGAGGGAAGCAUCCUGGUUCGCUUUGUUUCCCGCUUCACCCAGGAGAUCUUCUCCUUCCUCAUCUCCCUCAUCUUCAUAUAUGAGACCUUUGCCAAGCUGGUCAAGAUCUUUCAGGAGCAUCCUCUCCAAAACUGCUACCAUGGAAACAACAUCACAUCUCCGUCUCUGUGCAACUUCACCUCUAUGGCCGCCGGGAAUCCUGGGAAGGUGGUUGGAGAGCCGAACACGGCGCUGCUGUCGCUAGUCCUCAUGGCGGGAACAUAUUUCAUCGCUUUCUACCUGCGCAAGUUCAAGAACAGCUCCUUCUUCCCUGGAAAGCUCCGGAGGAUCAUUGGAGACUUCGGCGUCCCCAUUGCGAUCCUCAUCAUGGUGCUGGUGGACUACAGUGUGGAGGACACCUACACUCAGAAACUGAGCGUGCCCAGUGGAUUCUCUGUGUCCAGUCCGGAGAAGCGUGGUUGGCUGAUCUCUCCUCUGGGCUCAGACGGCCAGUUUCCAGUUUGGAUGAUGGGCGCCAGCAUCCUGCCGGCCAUCCUGGUCUUCAUCCUGAUCUUCAUGGAGUCCCAGAUCACAGCGCUGAUCGUCAGUAAGAAGGAGAGGAUGCUGGUGAAGGGAACUGGUUUCCACGUGGACCUGUUAAUCAUCGUGGUGGUGGGCGGAGUCUCGGCGCUGUUCGGGUUGCCAUGGUUAUCAGCCGCCACGGUUCGGUCGGUCACCCACACCAAUGCCCUGACCGUCAUGAGCAAAGCUGUCGCCCCUGGAGACAAACCUCGCAUCCAGGAAGUCAAGGAGCAGCGGGUGACAGGUUUCCUGGUGGCAGUUCUAGUGGGUCUGUCCAUCGUGAUUGGGGACGUCCUGCGUCAGAUCCCCCUGGCGGUGCUGUUUGGGAUCUUCCUCUACAUGGGGGUCAUGUCCCUGAACGGGAUCCAGCUCACCGAACGCCUCAUCCUGCUGCUGAUGCCCCCGAAGUACCACCCCGACCACAGCUACGUCCGCAAGGUGCGAACGCUGAGGAUGCACCUCUUCACUGUUGUCCAGCUCACCUGUCUGUCUCUGCUGUGGGUUGUCAUGGCGACAGCGGCAGCACUAGCGUUCCCCUUCAUGCUGCUGCUGACCAUUCCGGUGAGGAUGCUGCUGCUGCCCCGCCUCUUCAGCGACCGCGAGCUGCAGAGCCUGGACGCUGAUGAUGCGGAGCCUCACCUGGAGGAGAGGGAGGGGCAGGACGAGUACUCUCAGCUGCAGAUGCCCGUGUGACCCAGCAGCUGCCAGCUGAUUGGUGGAGCUCGUUUUCAAACUGUUCCACUCGCUGAAAACGUUCUAUCAGUAAAAGCAGCUCUUAUCCUGAAA